This is a messenger RNA of Medicago truncatula (barrel medic), 1640 nucleotides long. RefSeq names its product zinc finger protein CONSTANS. The record is from RefSeq and is a predicted model, not a curated record. Bases 303 to 1289 code for a protein of 328 amino acids. Gene Ontology annotation, cellular component: nucleus. Gene Ontology annotation, molecular function: protein binding; DNA-binding transcription factor activity. The transcript has 4 exons. NCBI's taxonomy places the organism in Eukaryota, Viridiplantae, Streptophyta, Magnoliopsida, Fabales, Fabaceae. Gene Ontology annotation, biological process: regulation of flower development.
AAUCACAGCAAAAACUCAAGCUGUGAUGGACUGGUCUCAAAUCUCAAGUCUCAAUCUGUGGUUUUGGCAACGUCACCAUAAAAAACACAGACACACAAAAGUACCACUUUUGUCUCCUUGUUCAACAAGGAUUACCAUCAUUCAGUCCAAAGUGUAGCUUCACAAAGAAAAUACUCAGAGGGAGAGAUUUGAUCCUUUGUGAUCCUAUCCGGUUCGAGGAAUUAGUCUCUGCAGUCGUGCGCAAAGGCUGGAUACUGAUUCACAUUAAAAAGGAGUUCAAUUCAAUAGAAUUUUUUGAUUCUAUGUCUUCGGAACUAUAUUCAUUCGGCACCACAACUUUCCACACACAUUCAACCUCAGAAAUAGUCUCUUCAAAUGAUGGAAGUGGAGACCUUCCAUUUUUCUCAGACUCUUUCCCUUUUUUCACCAAUUCUCAUCACAGUACUAAUGAAGUAACUUCUCAACAAAAUUCAAACCCAUUUGAUGAACCUCUUCUUCCUUCUCUAGACCCUUUUUCACCUUCUUUUUUCUCUUUCUCUCCUCCAACUGAUCAAAACCACACUACAGUGCAGCCUCUUUGUAAUGAAAGUUUCUCAGCUUUUGAUUUUUCCCAAGUUAAAAACGAGGAAUCACAAAUAAGUAUUGAUUAUUAUAACUACAAUACUAAUACUAAUAAUAAUCAAUUCCUUCCUCAUAGUUACAGUGGUGAUGAGAAUGUAUCAAAGUACAUGCAAAGAAGCUUCAGCAGUAACUCUUUCGAAAAGAAGCCUAGUUUUCUAUUCCAAACUCACCAUGAUAAUCUCGUUGAUUCAUCAAAAUUUCAAAGGCAUGAUUUAAGCUCUCCUGAAAAUAGUUUGAGAAGGGUUUGUAGCACAGGUGAUUUGCAGUCUUUGAAACAGAACAUGAAAGAAAAUAAUAUGUCUCCAACAGAGGGGAAUUUGCAAGAGGAACAAAAUUUCAAAGUAGGUCGUUAUAGUGCGGAAGAAAGAAAAGAAAAAAUUUCCAAGUACAGAGCUAAGAGAACACAGAGGAACUUCAACAAGACCAUUAAGUAUGCAUGUCGAAAGACACUAGCAGACAAUCGACCACGCGUACGUGGCAGGUUUGCACGCAAUGACGAGCCCACAGAGAUUCCUAAGGCUCCAUGUUUAAUCAGAGAUGAAGACGAAGUCGAUUUCUGGAUGGAAGAAUUGCGGUUGCAUGAAGAUGAUGUAACAGUGGGAGUAGCAGAACAAUAUCUGAAGAGUAGUGGUUACGGAGUUGGUCAAUUUCAGUACUUUGGGUUAUGAGUUUAGUGUUAGGAAUCUUUAGACGUUAUGCUUGCACCACUUGAUCAAGCUGAAAGUCUUUCUUUUAUUUCUUUGAUAAUAUAAUGCUAUUGUUAUAUAAAAAAAUAAAAAAUAAAAAAUAAAAAGAUAAAGUAUAUGAAUAACUCACUCACCUCACCUGGAAUCUGAGAAGAUGUUACUAAGGUCAAUAUGAAAUUAAUUGGUUGUUGGAGGGUGCCCUACAUAGCUAGUUUAUAGUUGCAUAAUAUUCUACUUUCCAUUUUUUGUAUUUCAGGUAUGAUUUAUCAAUUGUUUAGUAUAUGUAAAUUGUAUUCCAUAUUUUUUACUAAAGAAGGCAUUGAUUCAUUUAAA